Messenger RNA from Rotaria socialis, 3134 nucleotides. The record is from the annotation of a GenBank genome assembly. NCBI's taxonomy places the organism in Eukaryota, Metazoa, Rotifera, Eurotatoria, Philodinida, Philodinidae.
CACAAUUAAAUGCAUCUGUAUCAAAUACACCAAGUUUAAAUUCUACUGGUUCCACUUCAACAGCAACAUUAUCAAUAACGACAUCACCUAAUGUAAUGUCAAUAAAAGAUUAUGUCAACGUGAUUUACGAUAGUAUCGAAAAGUUCUGUGCCAAUACAUUUAAAAAUGUUAUUUUAAAAAAUGACAUUGAUUAUUUCAUACAGUUAACACCAUCACACACGUAUGUUGAUGGGUACAUUAAAUGUAGUUGUAAUUCAAGAAUAAAAAUGAUUUUUCGUACAAAUACAAAUUCAUAUCAACUUUCUUCCUAUUUCAAGCAUAUAAAACGUAGUCGUUGUCGGAUGAUGAAGAAAAAACAAGAACAAUCAAAUAAACUUUCUGAAAAAAUUGAUGAUGUAUCAGACAACGUGGCACAAAACAACGAUUGGCACAAUAUUGAUAAUUGUAGUGCUAGUGAUCAAGAAAUGUUAAAUGAUGAAAACGAUAGUUUUGAUAUUAUAAAUAACAACUACACAACAAAAAAAUCGUAUUCUCCGCCAAGAAAACGAUUAUCUUCACUUUCAUCGACUUCUGAUAUUUUUUUCCAUUACGUUAUACCUAUGGCUACUUUGGAAGAAGAAUUAUUACCGAUCCUCGACAAUGUUUCAUCAUAUUCCGGUGAUGCUUUUUAUAAACUUGUUAAAGACUAUGUUGGCAUAGUCGAAGGUGAAAUUUUAGAAAUUCAAUGCAUCAAAAACAUUCGAAUCUUGCUACGAAUACCAGAUGUCUUUUCGUUCUUUCAAAUGAACUCUAAAGAUAUUAUUAGUUUAAAACAAAGAGCUUGCAUUAUUGAUGAUGAUAUGAGUUAUGUUGUACGAGCAGGAAUUAGAUCAAACAUAGAGCAAUUUAUUGAGUUGUUAAAACAAUUUCAUGAAUCAAAAUCAAAUAAUAGCAAUUUUCCUUCUCAAACAACAACAUCCAUCGCUAUUAAACAAUCAGGACAAUGUAUAUGUCAUCAAUUGAACAUGAACCAAGAGAACGAAGGAUUCCAGUCGAAAUCCUUUAUGAACAUUUUCAUUAGAAAUAUUUUGAAUAACAUGGAAAGGCCUAGUAAUAAUUACCAUUUUGAUCCAAUGGUUAGUAAAUUUGCAUCAGCUCUGAGUAUAUUAUCAGGACAUAAUGCCUAUGAAUUUAUUCGACUAAAUUUGCCAGGUGCUUUACCAUCUGUCACCACUUUAAGAAAUUAUAAUCAAAGUAUAAGUUUACCAUUACAUGAAUGUGAAUUUCGGUUUAAUUCACUAAAAACUUAUUUGGACUCAAUUGAUUCAAGUUAUGUAUUUGUGUCAGAAGAUUGUACCAGUGUGAUCAGUUCAAUAUCUUAUGAUUCCGUAAAUGAUUGUUUUAUUGGAUUUUCUUCAAGAUUAUCGAAUGGUUUACCUUCAAUAAAUCAAUUCAGAACAAACAGUUAUAGUGAACUAGAGCAGUGGUUUGAAGAUUUUGAUAAAUCCAAACUAAUUAACGCUCAUUUAGUUGAACCAUUAUUAACCAAAACUUCAUCAUUAGUUCAUUCAAGGCCGUAUAUCGUUUCCGCAUAUGGGACCAAUAAUAAGGUUAAUUCGAUUGAGAUUUUUCGAAAAUGGAUACACAUGUAUAAUGCAUGUAAAAGUAAGAAAAUAAAUGUUGUUGGUUUUUCAUCCGAUUGCGAUCCUCGAUAUCUCAAAGCUAUGAGGUUAGCGUUGGGAUUUUUUGCUCGAGUACCCAACAUUGAAUUAUUAACAGGCGAUGCUAAUUUGUUUAACAUAAACAUUCCACGAACAUGGAGCUUUUUUUUUAUGAGAUCAAAUCAAGCAUUUCUUUGCAUGCAAGAUGGUGUUCAUCUUGUAACAAAGAUUAGAAAUCGUUUAUUAUCGAUAACUGCUACAUUGCGUAUUAAUGGUCAAGAUAUUAAUGUUAUUCAUCUUCUUGAUUUAAUAGAAAACUAUUCAAAAAUCGACCAUAAUCUAGUAAAAUCUGAUGUGCGUCCUCAUGAUCGACAAAACUAUUCCUCCUGUUUAAAAAUCACUUCUGAUGAUGUCUUGACUCUAUUAAAUCAAACGAAUACUAAAGCUACAUUUGUUUACUUAUAUAUAUUAAAAUUAAUAAUUCUCGCUUAUGUCAAAAAAGAUACUGAUAUUCUUAAUCGUUUAUAUUAUGGUUGGAUCGUUGUGUUUACGUACAGAAUGUGGUGGAGUAGUCUUAGAACCGAACAAAAUUUAUCACAAGUAGAGAAAGACAAUUGUUUCAUAACUAAAGCAGCUUGGAUUUCCUCAGAAAUAAACAUACAUUGCUUAACAUCAAUAAUUAUUUUAGUAUCAUCAGGAUAUUUACCAGCGUAUGCAUUAAAUGUACAUCUUUUCAGUAGCCAACCUUGUGAAGCAACAUUUCGGAGUGCUCGAUCGUUAAGUGGCACAUUUUCAUCAAUAACAAACUUCUCAGUAUUUGAAUUUAUGAAUAAAAUUGAAAAAAUUUCGAUUUUAAAUAAAAUAAAAUCCACCGAAGAAUCCAGCAACGCAACAUGUUCAAUCAAAUUUCCGGUUCAUCAUAAGAAUCGACGUAAUGAAUCACUUACACCGACGAACAAUCAAAAUUCACCACCGAUAACAACAGCUGAUAUUGAAAAGAUAAUUCUCAAAGCAUAUAAAAAAGCCGAGUCUAUCAUGAAUGAGUUAAAAUUAACUGAAACAUUAAAGAGGAAUGAAUUAAAUGAUAUAAAAAAGUUAAGCUCAUUUGUAUUUCAGGAGCUCAGUGAGCGAUUAAUUGUAGAUUAUUCUUUCGUGAAUGAUGAUGAUGUCGAGCAAAAUUCAGACGAUGAAGCAAGUGAUGCAAAUGAUAAUACGAGUGAAUGUUCCGAUGCCGAUUAUGAAUCAAACGAAAUGUUUUUUGAUAAUGAUAAUCAAAAUAUACAUAAUGUAAUAACUUCAAAAGAAACAUUUCAAGGAAUGAAAAUAUAUGAACAUGUAGAUCCAUCAAAAAUGCACAACUAUUUUACAACUUUGAUUAACAACGAAAAAAAAUUUAUUCAUAAACAAACAGCAGCGCGUUUAUUAACUAAAACAAAAAAUUCUUUACCGUCUAGCAGACUGUCACGAGUUCAACAAACUAAUACACAAGAAUAA